AUGUCUACUGAAAGUAUUCACCCCAUAUUCACCUUGAAGCGCAAGAGGACCAACAACGAAAACGGUUCAGACGAUUUUGUACCCGAGCCCGACAUGGCUGCGCCCACAACCAAGACAGCCAAAACUACGAAAAAACCACGCGCGUCGGCGGCUGCAAUGGCGGCAGGGACCUGCUCUCUCACCAAGAAGGAGUUCGGUGACAGGAUCAAGGCGGCGUUGCGUAUAGAAAAGUACGACGUGCAGCGAAUGCGGAUUGACGUGAGUACAUAUCGCGUCUAA
Messenger RNA from Mycena indigotica, 279 nucleotides. RefSeq lists its product as uncharacterized. The transcript has 2 exons. The record is from RefSeq and is a predicted model, not a curated record. NCBI's taxonomy places the organism in Eukaryota, Fungi, Basidiomycota, Agaricomycetes, Agaricales, Mycenaceae. Bases 1 to 279 code for a protein of 92 amino acids.